Molecule: messenger RNA, 2384 nt
Organism: Moneuplotes crassus
Lineage: Eukaryota; Ciliophora; Spirotrichea; Euplotida; Euplotidae
Source: the annotation of a GenBank genome assembly
AAUAAAAUGGAUAAACUCAACCUCAAUGUAUACUAUGAAAUCUGCAAAUAUCUUGACUUUUACCAAAUGCAUACACUCAGAGUUUGCAGCAAGACUUUAUAUGAUAAAGUUAGAGAUGCAAUGGUAAUCCUAGCAGAAAGAGAAGCUAACAGACUUCUCUUGCCCACUGAUAAUCUCACUAGGAACUUAUUCAUAGUCAAAGAGAAACCAAAGGAGACCUUAAAAAAUGAAAAUUGGUUUGCUUUCUUAAAGAAUCAGCUUAAAACUAGAUGCAUGAUUAAACACAGAAUGUAUCAUGUUAUCCCUGAACUAUUCCCCGAGCUUCAAGAUGAGUCUAGGAUAAAACUUGCGACUAUAGUGUUCACUGAAAUAAAAAGGAAGAGAAAAGUUGAUAUAACCAUGAAGAAAACGCCAAAGAACAGCAAUAUAGCAUUUACUAACUUUCAAGAGCUUGUAUUCCAGCACUCAAAGAAUAUUCCUUCGGAUAAAUACCAUAAAUAUAUUGAUACAGAGGCCCCAAUUUGGUCAACAGAUGAGUUGAAAGAGAACGGAGAAGUAGAUAUUUUUAAACAGUUCAGAACUUACACCAAUACAGAGAAGACAUGUCAUGAGGUCCCCAAAACUCCUGUCCUAGCAUAUCUAUAUCUGUUCGAUAAAUUUUGAUCAUGCCACUGUAGGAUGGUAGCUGAAUCUAUUGCCUCUAAAUGUAAUUCAGAAACAUUCCUUGACGAGUACAAUGCUAGAUGGCAGUCCUAUGUAUCCUUAAUAGAAGUAUUCGAAACCGAGCUGGAUUUCAUCCCUGAAAUUAUUAACAAAUUAUCUUCCCCUGGAGAAGAAAGCAAUCUUUAUGAAGAAGAGAAAGAAGCUCCUGUCAUAAAGUUCUCUCUGAUGAGACUUAUGUCUAGGAGUUGGGGCAAAAAUGUGAUGAAAACGUUAUUUUCAAGCUUCAAAUCCAAAAUCCUAUCCAUAUUAGAAGCCUAUCAAGAGAAUUUACUCCAGUUGUGUGAAGAAUACAAUAUAGAGAUUGCUAGAAAGGGAUUUGAGUUAAGAAUUCAGAACAAAUACAAAAUUGAGCCUGUAACCAGAGAUAUUUUGAGGCAGGCACUUCUAAGCAUUCUAGAUGUUUCAGUAAACGAAGCGAAUAUCAAAAUGAUAAAUAAUUCAUUACUCCCUCUGGGAACUUUCUACCUCCAAAUUGAAGAAGAAUUAAUUAGUCACACCAAGAAAUUUCUUAAAAAGUUACUAGAAAAGUAUCCUUGAAAAGUAUUCGUCUGAGUUGCUCAGCUAUACUGUGAUAACAUCUGAGAUCCAGCUGUAAAAAGGACGCAAAGGCGCCUAAAUUACUACCUCGCAGAAUGAUUGAAGACGACUCUUGAAAUAAAAUUCUGUAAAUAGCUACAUGAAAUUUCUCUCUAAAAGUACUCAUAAAAAGUGUAAAAGCUCAAAACCAACUCUUGGUGAUCCAAAAGGCCUAAUAGAAGAAAAUAAGAGUGACCCCAAGAAAAUGAUAGAUCUUAGAAAAUAAAUUCCAAAGUUCAAGACCGUCAACUAAGCAGAACAUCUUUAAAGGAAUUUAUGAUGAUCUAACUCCUAAAGAGAAGGAGAUUUGUGCUAAGAUGUCUGAUGUCAUUAACAGUGCAAUCUCUUUUAGAAAGAAAAAGGCAUUAAUUUCAUCCAAAGCAGUCGGUACAAUAGAGCUAGAGCAAGAUAUGCUGGACAAAUGUGAAACCGAGAAUAUUAUGAAAAUUCCUCCCAAGAGAAAAGUAACUUGAGAUGACUUUUCUAACUCCGAAGAAGAGAUAAAAGGAGAAGAGAAUCUACAUGCUUCAAAGUUUCACAGCAAAGCUGAAACUAAUAAUACCUACAAAAUCCAGCCAACCAUAGCUCUUGACUUCUUUACUAAAAAUAAGGAAACAAAGGAUCUUCUAGAAUGCUUAGAAGUAAUAAGAGCUAGAUGUGAACAAAAUGUUGAAAACUUUGAGGAAUCUGAUAAGAAGGACAAAUACUUGAAUGGGUAUAAAGUAGAUAAGGACUCUUCUACAAUUCACUUCCCUACCAGCCUUCAGAUGAUCAAAGAUGAGUCAUCUUCUCCUUAUAGUUCAUUCAAUGAUGCAUAUUCGUUAAGAUUUCUUCAUUUAGAAAUGAUGAAAAGUAUAAAGAAUGAAACUGUUGAUUCACAAUGGCAACACUCUCUCCUUAAAUGUGAAAGGGAGAAAUGUGAUUACUGCAAAGCUCUCAAGACCAAAACUGUAGCAAACUCAGCAAUAUUCCAAGAAACCCUUGAAGAUAUGGACAUGUACGAUCUGGAUAGUGAUGACUCUUCUGAUUAUGAUCUUGAUGAUUUGUAGACAACUACCACUGUAAAUGAACUUUAUGGGCUUAGC